GAUUUGUGUUGCGGCAAUUCGCAUGCACUGCUCAGUAGCUGCUUGAAACGCCACAUGUGCAGUUCCCAAAAUAAAAAUAAAUAAAUAAAAUCACUUUGCAGCAAUGGCCAUGGAUGACUACGACGAUGACAUGAGCAGCGUGGGCGUAACCACGGCACGCAUUGAGAACCACCAGCAGCAGCAACAGCACCAGCAGCACCACCAUCAAUACCCACAGGGUCAGAGCCAGCACAGUGCGGGUGCCGUCAAGGUGGGCGGUUGGCGCUACGAGGACGCCAGUCGCUACAUUGGCGAGUGGAAUCAGCGUGGACAGAAGCACGGCAUCGGGCAUCUGCAGUUGGCCGACGGCACUCGCUAUGACGGACAAUUUCUGGAGGGUCUCAGCCAGGGACUGGGCUGCCUCUGGUUUCCCGAUGGCGCCAAAUACGAGGGAGAAUUCCAUCAGGGCUGGUUUCAUGGCAACGGCAUCUUUUGGCGCUCGGACGGCAUGAAGUACGAGGGUGAGUUUCGUGGCGGCAAGAUCUGGGGUCUGGGUCUGCUCACGUUUCAGGACAUGACGCACGGCUUUCCACGCAACGAGGGCUACUUCCAGGACUGUCGCUUCAUGCGCAAACGUCGCUGUCCGGACAUUGUGCAGCGUGCCCAGAAAUGUGCGUUAAUGGCGCGAUCCCAGUGCGAUCAUCCCUAUUAAAGCAAGCUGGCCACAAAAUAAACAAACGAUCAACAACAACAACCAAUAAAAGAAAAAAAGACGCCCAUCUAACAUUUGUGCGUAUAUUGCUUUCAUU
Drosophila grimshawi is the source of this 788-nucleotide messenger RNA. It is a transcript of the gene rtp, whose product is annotated as MORN repeat-containing protein 4 homolog. The record is from RefSeq and is a predicted model, not a curated record. NCBI's taxonomy places the organism in Eukaryota, Metazoa, Arthropoda, Insecta, Diptera, Drosophilidae. The transcript is spliced from 3 exons. Bases 104 to 691 code for a protein of 195 amino acids.